AUGACAGAAUUAAGACAAGUUAAUAAGCAAGAAUUUUUACGAGAAUUAAAAUAUCGGGUAGAAAAUGAAGAAAUAACCGAAGAAGAAAUAAUUAUUUUGAUGCGGAGUUAUUUAUUAAAAGAGGAAGAGGAGAUGAAUAAGCAAAAAGAGUCAAUUAGACGAGGUGAUAUUUACUGGGUAAGAUUUGGCAAAACUGUCGGCACUGAAAUUCGCGAUCCUCACCCUGUAAUCGCUAAUUAUAAAGAAAGCAAAAUUAUGUGCGAACAAAUUAAGUCAGUUAGCAAGAAGAGGUUGUCGGAAAAUAUAAUUGGUGUUUUGCCUCCGGAAUUAUUAGCCAAAGUGGAAAUAAAAGUCAAAAAAGUCGAUGCAUCAAAAAGAAAAAAUCAGCCAAGAACAAAUCCAAGAGCGAUGAAUUUGAGGCAUUUUGCUCCUGCUGAGUUAUAUGGCAAUAAUUGGUCUAAUUGGUAA
Messenger RNA from Racocetra persica, 468 nucleotides. Lineage: Eukaryota; Fungi; Glomeromycota; Glomeromycetes; Diversisporales; Gigasporaceae. The record is from the annotation of a GenBank genome assembly.